Molecule: messenger RNA, 1244 nt
Organism: Clonostachys solani
Lineage: Eukaryota; Fungi; Ascomycota; Sordariomycetes; Hypocreales; Bionectriaceae
Source: the annotation of a GenBank genome assembly
AUGGCUAAUAAUUCACCCCUUCAAGUGACUACCAUCGAUCUAUCGAGGUAUGGGACAUCAGAAGGCAAUGCUGAACUAUCUGAGACCCUGAUUCAAGCAAUCAAGACCAAGGGGUUCUUCUAUGUCACCAACUUUGGAAUCUCCCAGGACGCUGUAGAUCAGCAAUUUGCCCUCGGCCAGGCAUUUUACAAUCUACCUCUUGAAGAGAGAUUACAGUAUACCGCCGAUCUGGACGCAGGAAAUUAUACCGGUUAUCGACCUGCAGGAAGGCGGCGAUUGAAUGGGGGCAUUCCGGAAAAGACAGAAAUGUGGAAUAUGUCUAGUAGGUUGCCUUGGACCUUUUCCCCUUGCCGCUCGUACCAAGGUAGCAAGAUUCGGACAUUGUGAUCUGUUAACAGAAUAUAUAGCCGAAGAUGGUCAGGUUAGGCAGCCUCUUCCAUAUCCCCUUAAUGGCUACAGAGACGAGAUUGAACAAUUUUCAAAGGUUAGAUGCACACAAAUUCAGGUCGAAUGUUCAAGAUCCUAAUAUCCUUUAUGCAGAAUUUACACGACAAGAUCCUGGACCCUUUGAACCACUUGAUUGCUCUAGCCUUGGGAGUGCCUGAAGACACUUUUCAGAACUUCCACAAAUGGAACUUGAAUGAUGAAUCGCAUUUGAGAUACAUGAGAUACUCUAAGUUUACGCCCGAAGAGGUUGAUUCUCUGAAGGACAACCUUUGGAUUCACGGACAUACUGACUUAGGAUCUUGGACGUUGCUAUUCCGCCAGCCUGUUGCAGGUCUUCAAAUCCGUGACCCAGAGUCAAAUGAUUGGAAGUGGGCAAAGCCACUUAAUGCGAGCUUGACGGUCAAUACUGGCGAUGCCCUCAGUUAUUUGACUGGUGGUUACAUCAAGUCUACCGUCCACAGAGUAAGUUGUAUUUCUCCAACGGAUGAUGAGAAAAAGAAAUUCUAAAUCUUCAUUGACAGGUCAAAGUGCCGCCAAAGGAUCAGCGGGACGUUGAUCGUUUAGGCCUAAUGUACUUCAGCCGGCCCCAGAACGAUCUGCCACUCAAGACAAUUGAUUCCCCCGUUCUACAAGAAGCAGGGGCGAGGAAUGAUUUUGAGUUGGGGGGGCAUAAAAUACCAACAAUGGAGGAAUUCACCAAGUUGAAGCAAAAAUGGAAUCAACGUCCUGGAUUCAGUGAGGAUCAAGUUGAGGGCAAAGAAAUUCUCCCUGGUGUCAUUCAAAAACGUCUGGUUUAG